Penicillium bovifimosum is the source of this 939-nucleotide messenger RNA. Its product is annotated as ribosomal RNA processing 1 family protein. The coding region runs from base 1 to 939 and encodes 312 amino acids. Lineage: Eukaryota; Fungi; Ascomycota; Eurotiomycetes; Eurotiales; Aspergillaceae. Gene Ontology annotation, biological process: rRNA processing. The transcript is spliced from 3 exons. The record is from RefSeq and is a predicted model, not a curated record. Gene Ontology annotation, cellular component: preribosome, large subunit precursor; nucleus; preribosome, small subunit precursor.
AUGGACGGCCAAAAAACUCCCUUUGUCAGGGAGCUCGGUUCAAGUGAACGCAAAGUCCGCGACAAGGCCCUCAAUUCCUUAACCCAAUUCGUGCGCUCCCGCACCGAUCUGACCCUCGUCGACCUCCUCAAAUUGUGGAAAGGCCUGUUCUACUGCUUCUACCACUCCGACCGACCCCUAACACAACAAGCCCUCGCCCGCGCGCUCUCUUACACCCUCGUCCCCUCCCUGCCUCACCAAACCCUGCACCGAUUCCUGCGCGCCUUCUGGAUCACCAUCGGCCGCGACUUCCACGCACUAGACCGCAUCCGUCUGGACAAGUACCUGAUGCUGAUCCGUUUCUAUGUCGGUGUUGCAUUUGAGGUCCUGCUGAAGAACGAGUCGGCAAAGAGCGACGGGAAAAAGCGCAAGAGGGACGAUGCUGCUAAGGGUCGUGGGAAGAAGUUGAAGAAGCAGGAUGAGGAUGAGACUGAAGCUGCGGAUGAGAAGGAAGAGGAAGAGGGAGACGAUCUUGAGGCUAAAUACCCUGAUCUGGCGGCUUAUAUUGCUAUCAUUGAGGAGGGUCCGCUUUGUCCUUUGAACUAUGAUGAGGAUCAGGAUACGGAGGAGGGGGAUCCGAAUUAUGUUCCUAUGCCGCAUGGUCCGGAUGGACUGCGGUACCAUCUUAUUGAUAUUUGGAUUGAUGAGUUGGAGAAGGUUCUGGAGUUUGAGGAGGUGGAGACCGAAGGUGAGGAGACGAAACGGAAGAUUAAGGGUGAUGUGCCUAUGGAGCUUAUUCUGAGGCCGUUGGAGAAGCUGCGCGCUGAGAGUGCUUACAAGCCUGUUCGGACGAGGGCUGCGGAGGCUUUGCAGGAUGAGCGGUUGUUUGAGUGGGGAGUGAGGACGAGGGAGGUUGAGGAGGAGGACGAGGAUGAGGAGGAAUGGGGUGGUUUUGAGUGA